UCCCCAAAUUUUUGAAUCAAACAAACCUGAGGUCCCAAGAACCCUAUGCCUUCACAAACCCUAACGUCGAUUCAGAUCGUUUGUUCGCACUUCAAUCUCCAAGUGAUAAGUACACUCUUCUCUCCCCAUUCACUCGCAUUGGCUUUUGCUAGUUGAAGUCUUUCAUUGUUGUCAAAUUCAGAUCAGUUCCUCCUUUUCACUCUUUAGCUGGAGAGUGUGUCGUUUUGGGGAACCAGGAACGGGGAUGGCUUAGAAGAAAUGUAUGUGAAAACGGCUUGUUGUUUCACCCCUAGCCUGCGGAAAAUGCUUUAUUGUGUUUCGGAUAUCAAUUUAAAGUUCACAGUUAUGCGAAUAGCCAGUGCAUUAGUGAAUGGCAGCGCUCUUCAUUUCCACUUACCUAGAUUUCUAUAUGUGCGUCAUCAUUCAUCAAUCAAGUUGUUUGUCACAGGGCUUUCCUAUGAUACCAAUGAACCGGUUCUGAGAGAUGCCUUUGGGCAACAUGGUGAAAUCAUUGAAGUUAAAGUAAUAUGUGAUCAUGUGACUGGAAAAUCAAGAGGAUAUGGAUUUGUGCGGUUCCUUUCUGAAACUAUAGCUGCUGCAACUCACAAAGAAAUGAAUGGCCAGAUACUGGAUGGAAGAUGCAUUCGAGUGAGUUAUGCACACAAAGAUUUGGGGAACCUAUCUCUCUCCGCGGCUCUCAAACUCUCUCACUGCUCCUCCGAUGAUGCCCUUGACGCUCCUGUCAAAACCCUAACCAAUGGCUUCGGUUCCAAACCUGCCUUCGAACCUCGGGUUUUGAAGCGCACCCGUGGCUCCCUGGAUCGGGUCAAGAAGCCCCCCACCGCCGACAAGGCCUUCCAAGAUUGCCUCAAAGAUCCUUUUCUAGUUGGCGCUCCCAAGAUGGUAUUUUUUUUAACAAUCUUUAAAUUACUGAUUAAUGGAUUCGGCAUGUAAUUAACUGUUUUUGUUUUAACUGAUAAUGGGUUUCAUUUAAUUUUUUGUUAUGUGUCUGGGUUGAGGGUGAAUGUUGUUUUUGCUGCCAUUUUAUUUACCCUGGGGAUGAUGAGCUCUUGUGUUCUGUUCGAGGAUGUGACGCGCGCUACCAUUCUGAAUGUGCAAAAGAAGAAGCUGUUGGGCCUUCCACUCUGAAAAAAUUCAAGUGUCAACAACAUGUAGGCUUUUAGUGACAUGACCCUCACUUCCUUAAUGCACUGAUUUGCCUUUGCACAUGAAUUUACAUGUAUUGGCUCCUACUUUAUACACAAUCUUAAGAAGCACUUUUAUUAACAUGUAUUGCCUAAGUCUCUACUUCUCUUUGUUCUCUGUUCUGUCCUUUCUGAUUUACGAUUAGUAGUUCUCUGAUAGGGUUUGGGGUUUGGGGUUAGGGGUUUGCUUCAGUUGAGACUUCUAUUCUCAAAAAAUAAUCCAAAUCACCUAGAUCCUUUAGGGAAAAACAACAUUCAGUUUGGAGAUAAGGGACUGAAUGAGACUGGAACUGCUUCCAAUUAUCAUGAUGUCAUCCACAUAGACUAGGACAUAAACAACAGAUUUUUUACUCAGAAUAGACAAAAAGAGAAGGAUCACACUUGCUGGAGGAAAAUAUAAACUGUAGGAGAGUAGGUUUUAGUUUAUCAAACCAAGCUUUGGGAGCUUGUUUUAAGCCAUAAAUGGCUUUGUGCAGUCAACCCACAAGCUGCUUGUUGGGGGAUUCAAAGGCUGAGUCAUAUAGACUUCCUCUUGAAGGGUUCCAUUGAGGAAAUCAUUCUUCACAUCCAGCUAUUGUUGAGCCACUUAUAUGUGACAGCAAGUGAGAGAAUUAACCUGACAGUGACAGGUUUAAUGACAGGGGGGGAAGUUUCAUUGUAGUCAUACCCUAGCUGUUGAUGGAAACCCUUGGCAACAAGCCUGUCUAUAUAUUUAUUGACUGUCCCAUCAGGAUUUUCCUUAAUCCUGAAGACCCAUUUGCAGCCAAUAGCUUUUCUUGAAGGUGGCAAGUCAACUAGAGUCCAAGUGCCAUUUCUGAGUAAAGCAUCAUAUUCACAGUAAGCCAUGUGGGAUUGUUCAGGGCAGAUUAUGUGGUUUUGGGCUCAAGAUGAGUGAGAAGUAAUAUAGGGUUGAGUCUUGGCUUAACAAUCCCAGAUUUAGCACGAGUACACAUGGAGUGUACACUGUCAGGUCCAACAAGGGAAGGCUGUAAUGGGGGUCGGAUUGAAUAGUAUCAAUGACUGAUGAAGUUUCACUGAGAUUGGUAUGGAUGGUUCAGGUUCAUUAGCUGGUAAAGAUGGUGAAGCAUAUUGACUGUCAAAAUGUGUUGGAAGUGGUGUUAGAAGAGGUGUUGGGAUAGUAGAAUCAUGAAUAGUAUUAGUGGUUGGAGGAUGUAAAGUAGGUUGUAAGGGUGUUAGGAGAGUAAGAGUUGAGGUUAUGUUAGGUGGUUCUGAGGUGAGUAAUGAGGGAUUGGGAAAAAGAGUUUUGUAGGGAAAACUGGACUCGUUAAAAGUUACAUCUUUGGAGAUGUAUAUUUGACCAUCAGCAGCAAAGCACUUGUAGCCUUUGUGAGAGGUAGAGUAGCCCAAAAAGAUGCAUUACUGAGACCUAUACUGCAUAUUGUGCUUGUUGUAAGGUCUGAGCAGAGGAAAGCAAGAGCAGCCAAACACCUUGAGGAAACUGUAUCAGGUAAUUUCUGAAAUAAGCUUCGGUAGAGAACUUCAUUGUUGAUGGAAGAGGAGGGAAAUCAGUUGAUAAGAUAAACACUUGAAGUGAAGGCAUGGUCCCAAUAGUGAAGAGGCAUAUUAGCUUGAGAGAGUAAGGUAAGACCAAGCUCCACUAUAUGCCAAUGCUUUCUUUCAACUACACCAUUGUGGUGAUGGGUGUCGGGCUUAUCAAUCUGUGUAAAAUUCCUAGAUCAUUGAGAAACUUGGUGAAGGGUCUGAACUCUCCACUCCAAUCUGAAUUGACAGCUUUAAUGGGAAGAUUAGACUGAGUUUGAAUAUAGCUUUGAACUUGUUUAAAAAUCUCCGAUGUUUCUGAUUUACUUUUAAGUAUCCCUAAGUAAACCUACCAUGAGCAUCAACAAAUGUAAUGUAAUACUUAAAACCUUAGGGAGGAGGAACAUGUGCAGGACCCCACAAAUCAGUAAAUAUGAGUUCAUAGGGUUUUGAAUUGACAGAUUUAGAUCAAGAAGGUGGAAGUCUAUGAAACUUACAACCACAGCAAUGAUUGCAAAAAUCAGAAACAUUUUUAUUGAUUGGUGGAAUAUUACAGUUUUUAAAGACAAUUUUCAUAGCAUCCAUACUAGGGUGACCUAGUCUAGAAUGCCAAGUUGAAAAGGAAAUUGAAUUACAAGCUGUAUUUACAAUAGGAACAACAGAAGCACUUGUAUUAACAGAAACAGAUUGAGGAGUCUGAGGCACCAAAGAUUGUAAAGUUGGAAAUUGGUAAAGACCAUCCUGUCCCACCAACCCUUGAAGAAGUAUUUCCUUAGUGUCCUGUGAUUUAACAAGACAAAAAGAAAAAUGAAAUUCAAAGAAAACAUCAUUGUCUUUGCAAAUUUGACUCACUAAUUAGAGUUUUAGUAAUUGAGGGAACAAACAGCAGAUUAUUUAAGACGAGACAAAUUAGGUUUUAAAACAGAGGGAAAGGUAGAGACACCUGAAUUGAUGUUAAGUCCCUGACCAUUACCAAUAGUAAUUUGGUCAGGACCCUCAAAAGGAGUUAACUGAUGAAUGUUGAGACAUAUUGGUGACAUGGUGAGAUGCACUAGAGUCAAUAUACCAGCUCUGUGAGGGAGAUUGAGCAGUGCUGGUGAGAUAAGCCUGAGGAGUAGCCUAACAUGUAGAACACGAAGGCAAAGGGUUGGGUGAAGUGUAAGGAAGCUGAGUUUGGUAUAAUUGAAGAUAGGCAAACUGUGGUGGGAACCUGUAUGAUGGAGUCCAGAAUGGUGCGCACCACUGAGCUGGUGCUUGAGUUGUGGUAGAGGCAACAAGAGAGCCCAUCAGAGUAGUUAUACUCUAAUAUUCCCACUCUUUUAUUUGUUCUCAAUGAUUCUCGUAGUGUCCAGGUCAAGGAUCAUUGCAGACUGCUAACAAGGCUGGUCCAGAGUGGAAAUAUUGUCAGUCCUUGGAAGAAAAUAACAGGAGCACUUUUUUUUUGUGAUUCAUGUGGAAGAAUUUAGCUAAUGUUAUGACAAAACUAGUCAAGUAACUGUGUUAAAUUCUUGUAUAUCCUCUCCAUUAAUAGGUUUAGUUUUGACUUAGUUGGAUACUAAAUAAAAUAACUAUGAAUUCAAAUAAGGAAUCGGCUUUCUAAUUAGUCUGUUAUUAGCUUUUGUUCUUGGUGUAUUAAUAUAGCUCAAUAGCUCAUUAAAGAAAUUAAAUUCAUUAAUAUAAAUUAUUAAGAAGUGUAGUUUCUAUAAAGCAUUAAAUACUACUUGCAUAUCCUCUCCAUUAAUAGGUCUAGUUUUGAUGAAGUUGGAUACUAAAUUAAAUAACUAUGAAUUCAAAUCAGGAAUUUUUUUCAUCUGAUUAAUGCUGGAUCAUUUUAAGUGAAAAUCUAUUUUAUUUAAUAUUGAAACCCCUUCCAAUUCCAUUGUGAUUUUUAUUAAAUAAAACUUGUGGUUCUCAGAAUAAUUUCAUGCAGACUUCACCAAUCCCUCUGUAUGCAUCAGUUGGUUAAACAUUUGUACUGUUGUUAGUCUUUCUGAAAUUAUAUAAACUAGUGUCUUCCAUUUUAUUGAGCAUUAAAUUUUGUAUUUGGUUUUACUUUGGCCUGAAAUUAUUUUAUAUUAUUUCAGAUUAGAGAUAUCUGCACAAAAAAUGCUGUCGUAUCCCAUCUAUUGGAGUAUAUUGACUACUCUGAUAAAAGUUGGAAUGGGUGUGCUAAGCAUUGGGAGAUGAUAAGGCAAGAUGGAUCAUGGAUGAGGCAAUGCUCGUUGAGCUGGAGUGGCUAAAGAAGAGGAGGGGAUGUUGUUGCUGUUAAGGUGUGGGAAUUUGUUGGAGGGUUGGUGUGAGGAGUGUGUAGACUGUGUAGUGUUUAGUGGAGUCUAUGAUGGGGAUACAAAAUUAGGUCAAGGGGUGAGAAAGAGGUUAGGAUAGGGAAUUCAAUGCUUAUUAAAGAUGACAUCUUUGGCCACAAAUUAUGCCCUAAGUCAUGAACUUGUAUGUCUAUGAUGCUGAAUAUCCCAAGAAACUACAUCUCUUUAGAGUAAUAGGACCGUUUCUUAGGGUUAUAAAGUUUGAGGAAAGGAAAACAAGCACAACUGAAAAUUGAGAGAUUUGAAACACAGCGUUCAAUUGAACUAUAUAGUAUAGGGAUUAUUAAAAUUUAAAGCAGCGCUGGGAAACAAUUUAUGAUCCCAAAAUUUAAAGGGCAAGCCUGUUUAUAUGCUUGUGUUUGUGCUCUGCUAAGCCAUUCUGGUGGUGUCACUGAUUUGUGUGAGGGUGAGUCUGAAUGAUUCCUGAAUCACCCAGUAAGAGCCUUGGAAAAAGGUCUGAACUCUAAUCCUGGUUUGUCUGGAUAUGCAAUGGUGGGGAGACAAGAAGGGUUGACAAUUCUCUGCCAAUAUUAAAAAGUGGUACAUAUCACGUGGUACAUUGUUGCUGCAAAA
Messenger RNA from Glycine soja, 5602 nucleotides. Its product is annotated as glycine-rich RNA-binding protein 2, mitochondrial-like. The transcript is spliced from 7 exons. The record is from RefSeq and is a predicted model, not a curated record. Lineage: Eukaryota; Viridiplantae; Streptophyta; Magnoliopsida; Fabales; Fabaceae. Gene Ontology annotation, molecular function: RNA binding. Bases 259 to 954 code for a protein of 231 amino acids.